Molecule: messenger RNA, 2458 nt
Organism: Branchiostoma floridae (Florida lancelet)
Lineage: Eukaryota; Metazoa; Chordata; Leptocardii; Amphioxiformes; Branchiostomatidae
Exons: 3
Coding region: 60-1883 (607 amino acids)
Biological process (GO): proteasome-mediated ubiquitin-dependent protein catabolic process; negative regulation of translation; protein polyubiquitination
Molecular function (GO): protein binding; ubiquitin protein ligase activity; translation repressor activity
Source: RefSeq, a predicted model, not a curated record
AAUGGGACGACCACGUCUGAGGGUAAAGUUCAGGCUAUUGAGUUUACCGUACGAGCGUCAUGGCUGACAGUGGACACAGAGACUGCGGUUUUGUGAACGACAGUUUUCUGACCAAAAAGUCGACGUCUGAAGUGAUACCGAAUCACUAUGACGAACAACGUGCUAACGGACGUCCUCACGGACAAGUGAGAUUUUCUUGUCCCACCUGGCGUCAACAGGUAAAAGUGAAAGGCGUUUCCGGUUUACCUGUGGGGGGCGUGUGUACACCUAAUGACGGAAUGUUGGCGGAACAAAACCACCGGUGGGCCGGUAACAGGAAUCACGACGGACAGGUAGAAGAUUGUUAUCUCACCUGCCGACAAAAGAUUGGUCAGAAAGGUGAUACGAGCCCACCUGAGGAAGGUGUGCCUGUAGCCAUAACGAACGGUGAGUGGCGCUAUUGUUCAGUACCAGGAAAAACCGGAAGUCAACCCUCAAGGCUACUGUAUAGAGAGUGCGGCGAGACUGUGGUCGGAGAAGGUAUAAACAGUGUCCAUAAUAACCGCACCUGUGGCACACCUGUAGACGUCUUAGAAGACAAGCAGGGAGAAGAUUAUCGGACUCCUCAGAAGAUGGUGGAAAGGAUCUUAAAGAGACUGAACGCCUUGGAGGAAAGUAAACGCCUUGCGGAAAGCGAGAGGACGGAAAUGGAGGAACAAAUCUUUAAGCAGAAGGAAGAAGCUAUAAAGAAAGUCGAAGAAAGUGCCAAGACGCUGACAGAACAGGUGAGGCUUGUCUUUGAAAGGUGGGAGCAAGACGUCAAGAAUGAGAUGGAAGACUUGACGUUACAGCUACAGAAAUUCCAUGGCAACGGAAGACAAAACUCUGACGUUAUGGAAUCUAAACUUCACCUAAAUUUGCAACGUCACACACCCAAACAACCCACUAUAAAUUUUGUACCAAGUGAUUUUGAAGGGUCUGUUUUCACACUCGGACGGAUUGAGGUCAAAGAAGACAGAGACGUCUGCUCCCCACGACAAGACGUUCUCUCAACGCCUUCAAGAACGUUCACGUCUUGGAAGUCUCGUUUUGGGACCAGCGGGACAAAAAAGGGACAGUUUUCAGAACCGCUGUGUGUUACCACCGCUUCAGAUCAGGUCUACGUCAUCGACCGAGCGGGCGGCGGGCGAGUCCAAGUCUUCACGUUCAAGGGGGAGCAGAUCAGCGAAUUUAUGCUUAACUUUGGGGACAACCUGAACAUAAACGGUUGCGGGUUGUUUUCUGACGGAAGGCAUGUUACGUUUGUGGGCAGUUUUUACAAAGGAGUUAUAGGCGUGGACACGACUUAUACAAACGUGUUUUUGAAAUACACCAAAGAAGGGCGGCUGAUUGCGAGAAGAACUCUGACUGUCGGCUCGGGCCGGGAUCCGGUUAUAGACGCUUCGGGAUUUCAGGACGGCAGGAUUGCAGCAGCUCUGACUGGGAAGGUCUGUAUACUAGCUACGAGCGGUGACACCCAGUCCGAGUUCGACACGACUGUACAGACCUACAAGCGUGUGUGUGUGGAUCAUAGGAACAACAACAUCCUACUGUCUCUUCACAAAACUGUACAGAUAUACGACGAGCGUGGUCGGAGACUUCAGGAGCUGAGUUUAGAGCCGGGGUUUGGGAGAGCCCCACUGAACGGGCCUCACGGUCUCUGUGUGGACGGGCAGGGAAACAUCAUCGUGGCUGACUGGAGUAACAGCCGGGUUCAGAUGUUCAACAGGGAGGGAGGAUUUGUACAGACCAUAGCAGGGGAAGAGGACGGGUUGGUGUGUCCCUGGGACGUGUCUGUACCACGGAAAGGAUGUGUUGUUGCCAUAGACUGGAGAGAACACUGUGUCUUUCUUUUUCGGUACUGAAAACUCCAGGACACAAAUGAAAUGUUAAGUGCUAGAUUUCAGAAGAAUAUCAACCUCACCUGGUUGUUCGACUAAAGGACAGAGUGUUAAUAGCACCGACGAAAAAUAUAAACACGAGUGCAUUAUGCAUAUGUUUUUAAGGUUUCUAUUGUCUAGCUUAAGAUGCAUUCAUGAGUCUUUAUUGCUUCAGAUUACUUUGAAAGUAACGUCAGAAAGUUGAGUUAUUAACAGUUGCUUUCUCACCUUUUUAUAUACUUAGGAAAUCAUUGUUAAGAAGAUGUGUAAUAAAUGACCGGCGUCUGACUACAAAUGACGAUACCGUGGGCACGUGUACAUGUAGAUGUAUACAAACUAAUUAAUAGUAAUCAAAAUUUAGAUUUAUGAUACUUGUUAUUCUUUUCAAACUCGUCCAAACUGUUCAUAACUUGUAUAGCAUAAAAUGUACAAGACUUCCUACCGGUUCACUCAACUUGUAUGGUUGUCCAUUCCCUAUCACUUAAUAGACUUAAGAAAUUGAAUACAUUACAAAAUUGUGCCGCUACCUACAUGUAAAAGGUCAUAAAAUCAGUCAGACG